Messenger RNA from Hibiscus syriacus, 1396 nucleotides. RefSeq lists its product as uncharacterized. The transcript is spliced from 11 exons. Gene Ontology annotation, molecular function: protein binding. The coding region runs from base 118 to 1293 and encodes 391 amino acids. Lineage: Eukaryota; Viridiplantae; Streptophyta; Magnoliopsida; Malvales; Malvaceae. The record is from RefSeq and is a predicted model, not a curated record.
GGAAAAGGAAAAUUCCAGCGAGUUUUCGUAUCUAAACCCGCCGAGUUAACCCCGCUCCGUUCCCUGACUCAUCUACCACUCAAUCCCCAACUCGAAGGAAAAAAGAGAGAGGAGAAGAUGCAAGUGAUUUCGAACGCUCGCAAUCUCGCUAGGUUUUUAGGAGCUCGAACAGUUCUUUUCAAUUCAAAUCAACGUUUCUCCUCGUCUUUGAUUCAAUCUCACAGCUCUUCUCUUCAAUGCCAAUUUCACGGUGACGCUUCCGCAGGAAUUUGUGGAAGCUGUAAUUAUCCGAUGACACUGCAUUCGCUUUAUCCGAUGAUUUCAAGGACAAGUUUUUCGACAGAAGCUGGAACCACAGAUAGCAAUCCGACUGAGGCAGUUAACGAACUCUAUGAGAACAUGCUUCAAUCUGUAAAUGUUAAAAGAACGAUGCCUCCAAAUGCCUCUCUAUGGUCAAUGAUUGGUAACUGCAAAAAUCAUGAAGAUAUUAAGCUUCUUUUCGAUGUUCUCCAUAAUCUCCGAAGAUUUCGAUUAUCGAACCUACGGAUUCAUUCCAAUUUUAAUUGCAAUCUCUGUCAAGAAGUUGCCAGGGCUUGUGCUCGUGUGGGAGCCAUUGAUUUUGGAAAGAAAGCUUUGUGUCUGCACAAUGUGUACGGACUGACUCCCAGUAUUGCAUCUGCACAUCAUUUAUUGUCUUAUGCUAAGGCUCAUAUUGAUGCUAAACUCAUGGUGGAGGUGAUGCGGCUCUUGAAAAGGAAUAACUUACCUUUACAAGCUGGGACUGCAGAUAUCGUUUUCAGCAUUUGUUCCAAUACAAAUGAUUGGGAGUUGAUCUCUAAGUACUCGAAGAGGUUUAUCAAGGCUGGUGUUAAACUACGACAGACUACCUUUGACACAUGGAUGGAAUUUGUUGUUCGAAGAGGAGACACUGACUCACUAUGGAAUAUCGAGAAAUUGAGAUCCGAGACAAUGAAGCAGCACUCUCUCACCACUGGUUUUGCAUGCGUGAAGGGUUUACUACUAGAAUGCAAACCCGAGGAUGCUGCAGCCCUUAUUCUGGCCCUUAAUGAGACUCUAUCUGAUGCAAAGAAGCCGAGUAUCACGGUUGAAGUUGAAAAGUUGAUAAAUGAAUGGCCAUUGGAAGUUCUCAAGCAUCAAAAAGAGGAAGAUAGGAAGGCAUUGACAGCUGCUUUGAAAUCCGAUAUUCAAUCCAUGGUUGCUAGUCUACUAAACAUUGGCUUGGCGAGGAGCGUAAAUUUGGAAGACUUAAAGAAGAAAGAAAUUCUAUCAUAGGAUGGGAGAUUGGACUUGAAAAUCCGAAUUCCGGCACCUUGUUUCACAGAGCGUGCUUCAACAAUGGUGGACAUUUAUGAGAAUUGUCGUCACAAAGUAAGCA